Lactuca saligna is the source of this 2218-nucleotide messenger RNA. NCBI's taxonomy places the organism in Eukaryota, Viridiplantae, Streptophyta, Magnoliopsida, Asterales, Asteraceae. The record is from the annotation of a GenBank genome assembly.
GUGGAUUUGUUGAUGCAUUCAUAUGGUCUCAUAUACACUCAAGGGACUGUUUUUGUAAUUAGCUCAAAGAGAGCAAAUUGGCCUCUUCUUCUUGGAAAUUAUCACCCAAACAGCCAAACUACACAAUCAAUCAAGGUUUUGUUCCAGUUCCAAAAUCGCAAAAUUGGAAGUGAAGAGAUCUCAAAACUCUUUGUUUUUCUCUCUCCCUUGACAUGAUUUGAAUCUAAUUUGUUAUUCUCUCCUGAGAUCGACGAGAAUGUGUUUUCUGAAGGUCACCACCCUCGGCUUCUAGCAUAAUCGUUUUGGGUUUUCUCCCUUCUCACAUCACCACCAUUCUAUAUACGUUGUCGGUCGCCUCCGCUGCAACUCUGUAUACUGCAGACAACCACCAUCACGCCCCCUUCUCCGUUCAACAUCGUUGCACCGCUGCUCUCCCUUCUUCGUCCACCUCUGAAUCCGGCGUAUCCUGAACUCCGAAUUUCUAUUUUUAGUAACAACAAAUGGAGGUAUGAUGCUGUAAUAAGCAAAUCACUGAAAGUAUGUUGCUGAAACAAGAUGCUUCCAACUUUAUUAUCCAGAGCAAAAAGCUGCUGAAUUUGCCUAUUUCUUGCGUUUACCAGAACCAGUUAAAUAUUUCAAUAGGAAUGGAAAUCCAGUUAUUCUUCAAAGAAAUAUGGACAAAAUCCUAUGAAGGGUUUUCUGCAUCCCAAUCCAGAGAUGCUAGCUUGGGAGAGGUGAUAGCAGAGCUUCAAAAUCCAAACAAAACAGAUUGAAUUCAUCAUUGAAGCUCUGAACUUUAGGGAGAAAACAAAAUGCUUGGUGAUGGAGGGGAAUCCCCUUCUAGGUAUGAGCUGUUGAGUAUGGUGAAGAAACAUUCAAACUUAAUAGGAAAAACUGUAGUAGAUGAGCAAGAUGCCUCAGAUGUUGAAAUGGAUCAAAAGUUUUGGCAUGAUGUUUUAGAUUUAUAUUUCAUUGGUGGAAGGGAGUCAAAAGAACAGCAGGAUGAUGAUCUGUUAUUCUUUGUUAGGAAAAUGGGCUUGCAUGGAUAUGGCUUCAAUGAUAAUCUUGAAGGCAACUCCCCUUACUUUGUUCGCAGGUGGGCUUCCAAGUUGGAUGAUUUAGUUGGAGAGAGCUCAGUAAUUAUAGAUUGGAGGCGUUCAUUGUACUUGAACUUAAUUGCCCACACUUCAUAUAGUGUAACAGUUGCAAUUUGCAGUCGUCAGUCUCUUCAGAAUUAUCAGAGUAACCAAGGAACACCACUAUCUCCUAUAUACAAGAUAUUGAAAACAGUUUAUGCAUCUCCAAGCCGUGUGAAUUUCCACUUGGACUCGAGAAAGGAAGUGGAAACAAAACCUGCAUAUCCGGAUAUCUGUUUUGCAGUUGAUGACUUUGAUUCAACCUUCGAUGCUGUGGUAUUGACAGAUACAGACCAUUGCUACUGUGUACUUCUAAAUGCAGUUGGAGGGGCAGCAUUCCCCACUCAAAUGCCACCACAAGAUGAUACUACUACUUCAAGUGAAACUGGACAAAUUAAUAAAACUAAGCUUACUCUCUUCUCAGGAUUUGUGAGCUACCAAAUGGUUCGUGAAGCCUAUGAUGCGGGUAAGUCUGGAUUUGGAAGCCUAUUGGCAUUUGGUCACUCUUCUGGUAAAACAAAAACAGACAGGAUAUACAUGAAAGGUCCUGGAGGCCGUGGGGAGGUUGAGGUUGCAGUUUCUGGCGUUGCAGAUCAUAGCCUAGAUGAGUUUGGGUCUCCACACUCGCCUUUGCAUAUAUCAGAAGGAGGAUUUAAGAUUGGUGCAAUGGUACGAAAAGCUGCGUCUGUUGCACAGGUGGCUGCAAAAAAUGCAUAUGCAGCAGCAAGGAAUAAUUCAGAUGGCGGAAUGGACAUGGUCCCACUCAAAUGCUGCCUCAUGUCGAUUUCACUUCCUUGGGAACAUAUUGCUCAUGAUCUUCUUUUCAAGCUCAAGGCUGAUGUUUUUCAGUGACUCAUUUAUCUUCUUAAGUUUUUUUUUUUUGGACCAAAACAUCUUCCUGCAUGUAACCAUGUUAAGUUAUUGUAACAUUCAAAACGCUUGACUAAUAGUAUAAAGACCAAUAAAUUUGACUCUUAUGUCAACUCAUUUGUGGGAACUCUUGUACAACUUCGGAGACGAAACCAAACCAUACAUAUAGCAUUAUGACAUUCAAUAAGUGGAAUGAAAACACAAAUUUCAAC